CAAAAUCCAUCAAUAACAUACAUUAUCCUUAAUCACAAUGGGCGACGCCACCCAAGUCCAACCUCAAACUACCUUUCCCAACCACCAUCGCCCCUACUACUCUUAUAUGGUCCAAACUAUCGAAACAAGGGGCAGUUACUGCUGCUGGCUCGUCACAGCGGCCACUCGUGACGACAUGAUAUACUUCUUCAAGGGGUUUAUAAAAUACUCCAAGACGAGUAACGUGGGUAUUACCAACUUGAGACCAAUCCACCUGGCGUGGUGGACGUUCGAUGCUCCGGAAAGACAGAAUAUCUGGAAUCUGGUGCAACGAAUCUAUCGAACGACUUUCUCUCCGCAUGUGGAAGAGUUGACGCAGAGUCGGGGAAAGAUUACGAUUAGGUUGUUGGAUGAUAGUAGUUGGUUGAUCUUGCCGUGUCAGGAUGUUUCGCUGGGGGGCCAUUUUGAUUGAUUGAAUGGGUG
This is a messenger RNA of Aspergillus eucalypticola CBS 122712, 462 nucleotides long. RefSeq lists its product as uncharacterized. Bases 38 to 451 code for a protein of 137 amino acids. The transcript has a single exon. The record is from RefSeq and is a predicted model, not a curated record. Lineage: Eukaryota; Fungi; Ascomycota; Eurotiomycetes; Eurotiales; Aspergillaceae.